Messenger RNA from Monodelphis domestica (gray short-tailed opossum), 2423 nucleotides. RefSeq names its product PITH domain containing 1 (gene PITHD1). NCBI's taxonomy places the organism in Eukaryota, Metazoa, Chordata, Mammalia, Didelphimorphia, Didelphidae. Gene Ontology annotation, cellular component: nucleus. The record is from RefSeq and is a predicted model, not a curated record.
AAUCAAGUCCAAACUUUCCAUUUUACAGAUGGAGAAACUGUGGCCAUCGGAGCGCAAGCAAGUGCCCUAAGGGGAGUGGAGCCUGGAACUCACUGUCUCCCUUCUAUUUCUCUCUGAAGAUCUCUCCCAGUGCCCGUUUUGUGUCUGAAGACAGCUUGCAGAACCCAGAAGGAACCUUUUCACCAUCAAGGCCUGGGUCCUGGGGAUGCCCUAAGUGCGCAGGUACCCUGGAAGGGUAGCGGGAGGAACGAUGGUGAAGUGAGUGGCAAGGGGGGCCUUGCGACCCCGGGCGUGUUUCCACCUCUCUCCCCAUAGUGGUCUCCUACGUGGAAUGAAGGGAACAGUUUUAGCCUACGAAGGGUGGUGGGGAGCGGAUGUCCCUCCCCCCUCCCCCCGGCCCCGAAAGCAAGUGGUGAGAUGUCAGCGGUCACUCGGCCGUCCGCAUUCACGCAGUCCGCUUCUCCGACUCCCAGACCUCAGUUUGCACGUCUGACCUAUGGACGCUGUAAGAACGCAAUUGGAAAAAGGGUAGGAAAACCUCAAGACUGCGGACAGCUGCGAUUCUUAUUUAUUGGAUUCUCUAGCGCCCCCGGUCUCCCUACGGAGACUACGCAGGGGCGGGGCUGAGGCAGCUGCGCAUGCACCCUUCAUUUGAAGGGCGGAGCUCUAGGGAAUUUUCACAUUCGAGCAGCGGAAGGAGGGGACCCUGAGCAUGCGCUUUUGGAAAGGGGGCGGGGAGAGGAGCGCCGCGCUCUACGGCUAGAGGGCGUGGCUUGACUUGGCUCAGAAGAGCCCAGUUGGGUUCUCCUCACGGAUGGGGAGAGAGGGGGCGUGACCGAGGCGUGCUUUACGACAGGUGCGCGCGGCAGGGCGGCUUUAGUCUGUGGUGUUGUGGGUGUGUGUGAGAACCGGGGCCUGGAAGGUGCUACUGCAGGCUUGGGCCGUCGUCAUGUCGCACGGGCACAGCCACGGCGGGGGCGGGGGCUGCCGCUGCGCUGCAGAGCACGAGGAGCCGCCCGAACAGCGCGGCCUGGCCUAUGGGCUCUACCUGCGUAUCGACCUGGAGCGUCUGCAGUGCCUCAACGAGAGCCGGGAGGGCAGCGGCCGCGGCGUCUUUAAGCCAUGGGAGGAGCGGGCCGACCGCACCAAGUUUGUAGAAAGUGAUGCUGAUGAAGAGCUGCUGUUUAAUAUUCCGUUUACAGGUAAUGUUAAACUGAAAGGAAUCAUUAUUAUGGGAGAGGAUGAUGACUCACAUCCUUCAGAGAUGAGACUGUUCAAAAACAUUCCACAAAUGUCUUUUGAUGAUACAGACAGAGAACCUGAUCAGACUUUUAGUCUAAAUCGAGACCUCACUGGUGAAUUGGAAUAUGCCACAAAAAUUUCUCGUUUUUCAAAUGUCUAUCAUCUCUCUAUUCAUAUUUCAAAAAACUUUGGCGCUGAUACCACAAAGGUGUUUUAUAUUGGACUGAGAGGAGAAUGGACUGAGAUGCGUCGACAUGAGGUGACUAUCUGCAAUUAUGAAGCAUCAGCCAACCCAGCAGAUCACAAGGUCCAGCAAGUCACCCCACAGACACACUUCAUUUCUUAAAAGGCAAGCUGGGGCUCCCACAGAAGCUUUUGUGUCAGUGAUCAUGUCAGACUAUCAUUUGGGAAGGAAAAAGAUGGGGCUUGAGAGAAUAUAGCUGUUUCAGCUUUCCCCAAAGCUUUGUUGCUGGGGGCCUGAAAAUUGAGGACACCAAACCAUUGGCAAGGGCCAUUGGACUAAGGACACGUUUGGCACUGAGCACUGUAGAAAUUGGGUCUUGAGCCCAUUGGAAAUCUGGAAGUCAUGAAUAGGCUCUUGCUUUCCCAGUUUGGAUAUGGCUGUGGACGCCUGUGUUUUUAUCCUUUUGUGGCAGGACUUGUAUGUGACCUUUUUAAAAUCAGUAAUUAUCACUACUGGGUUGCUUGUAGCAUUCCAAGAUCUUGAGAUUGUGUUCGUGGCAUUUGCCAGUGAGAUCUCCAUCUUGAAACACCUCUCCCUGCUUGCUCCCUCCUGUUUAUGUGAAGUAUUUUGUGUUUGUUGUGGCUAAGCCACUUAGAUCUACCAGGUAGCUGCUACCCCUUCUUGAAGUAUCCUGGGAUUGUGGCUGUAGAACUAGUCUCUUGAUCACAUUUACAGCUUUGCAUUCUUUCUUGCUGUCUCUGGUAACCAAUCCCUGAGGGACAAUGUGUGCUGGGAACUAUUGAUAUGGGUAUAACCAUCCUGGUGGUGACAUUGGACCUUAGGAAAAACAUUGUUUAUGGCAUGAUGCUUAAUUCUUCUUAGCUUCAAGCUAGUGUUCAGGCUCAUGCCCAGAACCAGAAAUCUUUAAACUCUUUUGUGCACAGCUUUCUAUUUCCUGUGACUAAGAAGCUUCCUAAUAAAUCCACACCAGAUAUAA